Limulus polyphemus (Atlantic horseshoe crab) is the source of this 1673-nucleotide messenger RNA. RefSeq lists its product as uncharacterized. Lineage: Eukaryota; Metazoa; Arthropoda; Merostomata; Xiphosura; Limulidae. The record is from RefSeq and is a predicted model, not a curated record. Bases 34 to 1146 code for a protein of 370 amino acids. The transcript has a single exon.
UUAUAUCCCAAUAUAAUUUUUUUUAUUCUGUAGAUGUGCCCAGGAAUUGCUGACAUGUCAGACAUGGACAUCACCAUGGAUUCAUUUGAUACUUCUCAGAGCCAGUCGCAAGACUGUGACCCAUCUCCACCUUUACCUCGUCAAGGCUCAAAGACUAACUUUUUUAUGCCUGAAACACAGGAAACAGCCAUGACGUCUCCUACUGCAGUUGGUUACCAUGGUCAGUAUGGUUCCAGUAGACCUGCUUACUCUUCUGGAGGUCCUCCCACUCCUAGAACCUUAAGAACAGUAGGAAUUUUUGAAAAUCGAGGGAUCCAACUUGGAAGUUCCCAUACAGCAGGUGUACUUCCAUCUUCUAGAUCUACUGUGAAACAAUUGCCACUUUCAAGUCCAACAAGUAGUCUCCCUCCUCAUUAUAGUUCUUCAAGUAGACGAGCUAGUCCUGGCUCACCACCAUCCCCUGGUUAUUCUCCACCUGAAGGAAAACGCCACACUAGCCACCCUCCUCUUCCACAGCCAGUGUGCUAUGGAAUUGCAGGAAGCCGCAGCAGCUCAAGGAGUGUCAGUCCCAGCCGUAGGAUGGUUUCUGAAAUGGAGCUUGUGCGUGCAGCAGCUGAUCAAGCUAAUGGAAACUACCAACAGACUGGCAGUACUAGUAAGACUACUGCUAACUUUCAAGAUCUUCCCAACUGUACUGUUUUGGCUCCUGCUUGGGGUAACAGUGUGCGACCAGGAGGUUACUCACGUUCAUAUCACAACUCUCGUGGGGAGCACAACUCUAGCUUGAAAGCAUCCCUUUCUCAAAGCUCUGGAUGGCCUGUGGCCAACAACUACUCUGGAUUAUAUGGUCAGCGUCAUCUUGUAGGUGCAAGUGGUUCUCCUCUUGUAAAACGGUCAGGGCUGGGAACCCCUGAAAUGACUCGUUCACAUGGCCGCAGACCCAUGUCAUUUGUGAAAGCUUUAGAAAUGUCAGAUUCUGAUAGUGGCAAAGGAACAAGUACUCCUAAGCUAGAGCAUCGUCAGGUGUUUCAAGGCCAGACCAGGCUCCACACUUCACCAUCCCUUUCUACUCACCAUAAAUAUACCCAGGACUUAUCUGAUGAACAGAGGAGUCAGUAUGAAAUGAAUUAUGAGAUAUCUGUUUGAUGUGGAAAUGGGCAAAGUUAAGAGAUACUAUUGUCAAGAACAAGUGGAUGACUGCUAAGUGUUUUGAUUCUGAUGGUUGAUCAAAUGGUCACAGUGACAGACAGAGUUUGAUAAUAUAGAGCCUGACCAGAGAUGCUCAUCACUUUGAAUGAACUGAUUCAGUUGUCUUGCUAGGAUACUGAAUUCUUAAUAAUAUAAUUAAGGUUAAAGUUUCAUGAGGGCCUUUUGUGACCUACAAAAAAGUUUUAUGAAUAGUCUCAUAGGUUUGUUAAUUGAUUGAAAACUAUAAGAAGUAUGUGUGCUUAAGGAACAAUUUGAUGUAUAUCUAGCUGUGUUUUCUAUAAAAAAAAGAGAUCUGUAGUUUGCUCAUUUUAAGGCUAAUGGCUACUAAAAAAAUAAAACCAUAGGCUAUGUAUCAUAUGUAACAUUUUCAAAAACAAAACAAUGAACAACUGAAUAAUCUGAUCUGUUUUCUAAGUAUGCUGUAAACUACCUUUAGAGAAAUGAAUGCUUUUUUUUAACAAUAA